CUGCUGCUCAAUCAUGGCUCCCAGAAGAUAUGGCCUCCUGCCUUCGUCAAGGUGCUGAAGUCCUGCGCGGCUGUGCCGGAGAUCAUCGAAGUCCUUUUCAAUUCCUACUCCCAAAUUCCCAUCUCUGAGAAGUGGGUCGAGGCCGUGCCAGAGGAAGUGUUCCAGCAGCACCAGAUCUUCUACGAAUCCUUUUUCCGGUUGGCGGGCACAGUCCGGUGUCUCCAACAUUUAUGUCGCUCCGCCAUCCGGAAAAAGUUUGGCAGUAAAUGUCAUUGUCUCAUCCCUCUGCUGCCCGUGCCCAAACCUCUGCACGAUUACCUGCUGCUGGAACCCGAAGGAGUUGUGCUUUGA
Molecule: messenger RNA, 351 nt
Organism: Antrostomus carolinensis (chuck-will's-widow)
Lineage: Eukaryota; Metazoa; Chordata; Aves; Caprimulgiformes; Caprimulgidae
Product: ankyrin repeat and SOCS box protein 18-like
Exons: 3
Biological process (GO): intracellular signal transduction
Source: RefSeq, a predicted model, not a curated record